This is a messenger RNA of Neoarius graeffei (lesser salmon catfish), 3442 nucleotides long. RefSeq names its product adaptor protein, phosphotyrosine interaction, PH domain and leucine zipper containing 1 (gene appl1). NCBI's taxonomy places the organism in Eukaryota, Metazoa, Chordata, Actinopteri, Siluriformes, Ariidae. Gene Ontology annotation, cellular component: cytoplasm; endosome membrane. The record is from RefSeq and is a predicted model, not a curated record. Gene Ontology annotation, molecular function: protein binding. The coding region runs from base 141 to 2267 and encodes 708 amino acids. Gene Ontology annotation, biological process: signaling. The transcript has 22 exons.
GUGGAGAAAACGCGGGAUAUCCGUAUGUGUGGGAAGGGCACUGUGUGGCUGUGGAUUUGUCUUGUAUAAAAAAGAAAAAAAAACAGGAAGAGGUUUUUUUAAGCGGUUGUCAGUUUUACGAAAUAAAUAACAACGCAACCAUGCCAGGAAUUGACAAACUGCCGAUAGAGGAAGCACUGGAGGACAGUCCUCAGACUCGCUCCCUGCUUGGUGUGUUUGAGGAAGACACGUAUGCCAUAUCCAGCUACUACCAUCAGCUCUUCAAGGCCAUGCAAAGGAUAUAUGAUGCCCAAAAUGAACUGAGUGCUGCAACACACCUGACCUCCAAGUUACUGAAGGAAUAUGAAAAACAGCGUUUCCCACUUGGUGGUGAUGACGAGGUCAUGAGCUCGACAUUGCAGCAGUUUGCCAAAGUCAUCGAUGAGCUCAGCUCCUGUCACGCUGUCCUGUCCACUCAGCUCGCAGAUGCCAUGAUGUUCCCCAUCACCCAGUUCAAAGAGAGGGACUUAAAAGAAAUCCUCACUCUGAAGGAAGUUUUCCAAAUAUCUAGCUCUGAUCUCGACACAGCCAUCAACAGAUACAGUCGUCUGUCUAAAAAGAAAGAGAACGAGAAGGUAAAGGGUGAAGUGAUGGAAGAUGUUUACACUUCAAGGAAAAAGCAGCACCAAACCAUGAUGCACUACUUUUCGGCACUCAAUACGCUACAGUAUAAGAAAAGGAUUGCCCUCUUGGAGCCACUGCUGGGAUACAUGCAGGCACAGAUCAGUUUCUUCAAGCUUGGAUCAGAGAACCUCACACAGCAAUGGGAAGACUUCCUCACAAAUAUUGGGACCAGUGUACAGAAUGUACGUAGGGAAAUGGACAGUGAGGUGGACAUAAUGCAGCAGACCAUCCAGGAUCUGGAAGAGGCCAGUGAUCUGAUCUACAUGCCUGACCCUGACCCUAAUAAAAUCCCAAUUAACCGCAACCUGACCCGUAAAGCCGGAUACCUCAACACUCGCAAUAAAACAGGGCUGGUGUCGUCCACCUGGGAGCGGCAGUAUUUCUUCACGCAAGGAGGCAACCUCAUGAGUCAGUGUCGAGGAGACGUGGCAGGAGGGCUGGUCAUGGACAUCGACAACUGUUCCGUCAUGGCAGUGGACUGUGAGGAUCGGCGCUUCUGCUUCCAGAUCUCUUCCUUCGAUGGCAAAAAGAUUGCCAUUUUACAAGCAGAUAGCAGAAAGGAUUGUGAAGAGUGGAUUGCAACAAUAAAUAACAUCUCAAAGAGGAUUUAUCUUAGUGAGAAGCCUGAGGAAACCGCUGCUAGAGUCAACCAGUCGGCUUUGGAGGCUGUAACACCGUCACCUUCGUUCCAGCAGCGGCAUGAGAGUUUCAGACCCAGCACGCAGGGCCGACCCCGAGCAACCCGGACCGGCAGCCAGAGCUCAGCAGGCUCGGAGUCACCCGCUCUCUCCUCACUGUCACUGGACUCCCUGGUGGCUCCAGACACCCCCAUCCAGUUUGAUAUCAUUUCCCCAGUCAGUGAAGAAAGCACACCGCAGGCUAAAAGUGCUGCCCAGGGCAGAAGGACAAACCCAUUUGGAGAGUCUGGAGAGGUGCAGUCUGGAGACAGUGAAGACUCCAUCCUGCACCAGCUCUUCAUCGUGCGUUUCUUGGGAUCCAUGGAAGUGAAGGCCACCGAGAACCCAGAUGUCAUCUAUGAGACCAUGAGGCAAAUCUUGGCAGCCAGAGCCAUCCACAACAUCUUCAGAAUGACCGAGUCCCAUCUGCUUGUCACGUGUGACUGCCUGAAGCUCAUUGACCCUCAAACACAAGUCACAAGAUUAAGAUUCCCUCUGUCCAGUGUGGUGAUGUGUGCAUCUCAUCAAGAGAACAAGCGCCUGUUCGGCUUCGUGUUGCAUACAGCCGGCGGGCGAGUUGACGGACGUCCUGUCACUGUCUGCUACAUUUUUGAGUCUAAUAAUGACGGAGAGAAGAUCUGUGAUAGUGUGGGACUGGCGAAACAGAUAGCCCUUCAUUCAGAAAUGGAUCGCAAAGCCAGUCAGAAGCAGAGGGAGCUGGCAAAAGCCAAGGAAAAGCAGCAAGAAGAGCUGACUAAACAGAAACAGAUUGAGAAGGAUCUGGAGGAACAAAGCCGCCUGAUAGCUGCCUCUAGUCGUCCAAACCCGCCAACCGCUGACGGACAGUUCCUUGUCCUCAGCAAGAGCCAAUCAGAAGACAGCGACAUUGGGGAGGAGGGGCAGAAAAGAGGCGAAUCCGACGCUUGAAAGUAAGGAACAUGAGGAUGAAAUUGAUCUCUACUUGGACUCAACUUUUCAUCCAAAACGCUUCAUUUUAUUUUAACUAUUUCCUUUAGAGCUUCUGAUUUGCUUAAAGGAAAUGACUUUUUUGCAAAAUGACUGCGGAAUAUAUUUUAAAAAAAAGACACAAGUACAGGAGAGAUGUCAUUUUAUGGGUGGGUGGAUUGGGAGAAGCUUUCACAAGCUUGUUUUAUUUGUAUUGAAUCUUGUAUUUUGUACUUUUUCCAUUUAUGACUUGUAUCAAAAAAACACUUUUAGAUGUUUUUGUGUGUGUGUGUGAGAGAGUGUGAGUUGGUGCACUACUAAAAAUUUACGUAUGGUCUGCGUGGAUGAAUGGGAUUUUAUUUUUGGAAGAAAUUGCUCGUGUGAAUAGCACAUAUUAAAGAAGGACUUGUACUAAUAGUGUAUAUUUAAUUUUAUGCUCUAACAUGCAUGCAUGUACUUCAGCUCCUGUCAGUCCACAUCAGUAACUGAAUUGUAUUGGGGUUGAAUCUAACCAGAUUGUCCCUGUGGUGAAUUCUGUACGUCUUUGCGGAUGGUCAUCCAUGUAAUUAAGGGUUGUGGAUGUGGUUACUUUUUUAAUAGAUCAAGAACAAAUAAUAAUAAUAAUUGUAAUUUUUAAACUCUUAAACUUCCAGUUUACUAUUUAGUGUAACAAUAAGCAUAUUCAUUAAUUAUUAAAUUUAAAUUUAAAUAUUGCAUAACUGCAAUGAAAGUAUGUUACAAACGUACUGGGAGUUUAAGGGGUUUUUUGUUUUUUCUUCAAAUACUACAAUCUUACAAUUGUAAAAGGAGUAUAAAGGUUGGUUUGGGGUUUUUUUUCUUUUUGGGGGGGUAUUUUUCAUGCACACAAUUUUUCACAGGUGGUUUGUUGGUUUCCAACACAAUGUAUAAUCAUGCUUUGUAAUUAACAUACUGUAAUAAUGAUGCAAAUGCACUUCAUUUAAGCACCAUGUGUUUUAAAUCUUAAGCUGUCUGUAACUAGAAGUCUUUUUUUGGGGGGGAUAUGGAUCUUAUUGUUUUUGUGUUGGGUUACUAGUUCGUUCUGACCUUCUGUCAAAAGUUGUGCAAAUUGUGUUUCUUGUAUUUCUUCUAAAAUGAUGCCCAUUUGAGACGUGGAUAAAAACACCCAAUUCAAGUGG